UUGAUGAUGAAGCUGUUUAGACGUAACCAAAAAAAAUUAACUUUUUUGUUGGGUCAAUUUUUUUGGCCAGCAAAUUACCUUUCUCAGCCCACUGUAAGCUGGCGAGAGUAAAUGAAAGAGGGGGCCAGUGAAGUUGCGGUUGCGCAUGUUUUUCUCAGUGCGUUUCGCUUCGUUUCGUUUCAAUUCGAUUCGUUCCGUGUUUGUUGGCGAUUUCUCAGUCGUUUUAAGUCGAUUUCAGUCGAUUUUAAGUUCCGGCGCAGGCGGUUUAAAUCGCUCCGUUCGGAAACCAUGUCAAGGUUAAAGAGAAACUGAACUAACAAAAACUAAAAACAAAAAUAUAAAAGCAUCAACAAAACUACCAAGGCAACACAAACCAAAAAUCUACAAAGGCAACUUAAGCAAGGAUACCAAAAAAAAAAAAAAAAAGAAACAAACAGAAACACAAACACAAACAUAAUCAGCUAACCAAAUCAGAAUGAACUGCGGUGCUUUGCGUGCAAUUAGCGACGAGGUGCAAAUGCAGACGAGCACAUCGACGACGCCGCAGCAGCGGAAGGUGAACUCCAUGCCACGUAACGCCACCACCCCGCAGUCCCAGAAUUCCGCUCCUCAUCCUCAUCCCUCGAGAUCCGUGGACCAGCAGCCGCAGACGGCGGCUCUCCGGCGGAGCACCAUGCCACGGGGCCGGGGAUUGGCCUCCUGUUUGAGGGGCGAGCGGGAUGACGCCCCCACGCCGCCCAUUCACGAGGUCCACUGCGAUGUGCAGCAGUUGCAGCUACUGCAGCAGCAGCAUCAGCUGCAACAACUGCAACAGCAGCAACAGCAGCAGCAGCAGCAACAGCAGCAACACCCACAGCAGCAACAUCAAUUGCUGCUGCAGCAGGAGCAGCAACUGCAGCUGAUGAAAGGUGACCAGGAGCGAAGGUCUGGGACAGGAUCGGGUGCAUCCACUCUGGAGACGGAGGGCAGGAGUGAGUACAAGUCGAAGACACUGCCUCGCAUACAUUUCGAUACGGCGCUAACCGAUUCAGUGCUGAAUGAAGUGUUUUAUCCCCUUUCCCAACUUCAACAACAACAAAAAUAAAAACGCAUUCCUGCACACCAAGAAAAAAAUGCGUGUUCGUGUGUAUUACUGCAGUCUCUCAGCGCUGCAUGUGUGCGUGUGUAUGUGUGUAUGCUGCAACUAAAAACCAAAACUAAACAAACAACAACAAAAAGUAAUACAAGUAAAGCUUAACCAAGCGACAAUGUGAUGCGAAAAGGCGAUAAGUUGCAGCAAAAACAAAAGCGUGAAGAAAGAGAAAAAACGCGGAAAUGCAGUUGAGCGCAUAAUUUUUAUAAGCCAAGCGACAAACGCACACACUCAAACAAAAACCUUAAAUAAAAAAAAAAAAAGAUUUUAAAAGUAGAAAACAGCAACAAGAAGGGGAGUGUAAAUAAAAUUCAUGAAGUAAAAAAGAAGCAUCAGCGAAAAGGAGAAAGAAGAAGCAGCAGCGUCAACAAACACAAACACAAGAUAUACCUGCGUGUGUGUGUGUGUGUGUGUGUGUGUGUGUAUGUUCUCUUCUCACUCUUCAAAUGUGUGUGUGUGCCAUGCUCUCUAAAAUACACUGAGCGAAAUACAAAUUAUAGACGACUUGCACAAAAUGU
Messenger RNA from Drosophila gunungcola (fruit fly), 1650 nucleotides. RefSeq names its product vacuolar protein-sorting-associated protein 36-like. NCBI's taxonomy places the organism in Eukaryota, Metazoa, Arthropoda, Insecta, Diptera, Drosophilidae. The transcript is spliced from 4 exons. The record is from RefSeq and is a predicted model, not a curated record. The coding region runs from base 476 to 1084 and encodes 202 amino acids.